GCACUGCUGACCUGAACGCAGGUUGCGCCUGCGCAUGCACUCCUCAGACGGCUGCCAUGGCUGGACAAGAGGAUCCGGUGCAGCGGGAGAUUCACCAGGACUGGGCGAACCGGGAAUACAUUGAACUCAUCACCAGCAGCAUCAAGAAAAUCGCGGACUUUCUCAACUCGUUCGAUAUGUCUUGCCGUUCAAGGCUCGCAACCCUAAACGAGAAGCUGACAGCUCUGGAGCGGAGGAUAGAGUACAUCGAAGCGCGGGUGACAAAAGGCGAGACUCUCACCUAGGCCUGCGCUGUGCUGCUGCUGGGAAGUGCUUUAUAGGACACAGGCCGUGCGGAAAAGGCCCAGCAGCCUCCAGCUCCUUCUUUUCUCCUUCAAGAGCAACAGGGCUUUUUCUUGUUUUUCUUUUUUCAAAAGUCCAGCCUUUGGGCUCUGAGAGUGUGGUGUGGCGUGGGGGGAGGAGUCCAGGGACUCCUGGACACAGCUUGCGCUCCCUUCCCAGUAAUGCACGGAAUUGCGGUCACUGUAUCUGAGGUCAGAGUCAGAAGCCUGGGCCUCUGAGGGUCCCCCACCUCUCCAACGCUCCUUACAGCUCUCAUUGCCUCUGCCUCUGUCUGCUCCCCGCCUUCGGGGGAAGGUGUGGAGUGGGGUGUCCUGGCCGAGACGCCAGGCCCACACAGUGGCUGCCAGAGAAUGCUGCCGCCCUACCACUUUGUCCUGGGGAGGUCCAGGUCAGUCCCCCGCUUGGCUUGAAGAGACAUCUUCAGGGUUUUCUUUCUGUCGCUUGGGCUGUCUGUGCCUCUUGUAUUUCCCUAAUAAAUUCCUCAACUUUA
Fukomys damarensis (Damara mole-rat) is the source of this 832-nucleotide messenger RNA. RefSeq names its product BRICK1 subunit of SCAR/WAVE actin nucleating complex (gene Brk1). Gene Ontology annotation, molecular function: protein-containing complex binding. NCBI's taxonomy places the organism in Eukaryota, Metazoa, Chordata, Mammalia, Rodentia, Bathyergidae. The record is from RefSeq and is a predicted model, not a curated record. Gene Ontology annotation, biological process: cell motility; actin filament organization; regulation of actin polymerization or depolymerization. The transcript has 3 exons. Gene Ontology annotation, cellular component: SCAR complex. The coding region runs from base 57 to 284 and encodes 75 amino acids.